CAGGAGGGUAGGCCCCAUCACUCGGGGCCUUACCGCAGUCUGAGCGAACGCGGUUACUCCUCUUCCUCGUACUCGUCGUCUCAAUACGGCUCGUACUCGGGCUACAGCAACGUCCUGGCGGGCGGGGAUCAGUACCAGCCGUAUCAGCAGCAGUCCGGUGGCAAUUACUACCAGCAGCUGCAGGGCGGCUACUAUUCACCGCAGAAUUCCGGACCACCUUUCCCAGGUGUGCAGAGAUACGGUAGUCUGGCUGAAGAGGCAUGGUCGUCGUGCUCCACCAAAGGAGACGUUCCGGUGGGAGUCUCGAAGACUAAUCAUAGGACUUACUUAGCUUAGCUUUCUGUCGCAACAUUGAAGAUUUUUUCAGCUGAUGUUCAAGAUUAACACCACCAUGUGCACGACGGUGCCAAUGUUGUAUUCUCAAAACUAAAAUAUGUAUCCCUUUUUUAGAUUGAUUUUAUAUUUUAUAUUCUUUGUUACGUUGUUGCGAACAAUAAUUCAGUGAAUAUAUUUAUGGCAAAAAAAAAUCGCAAGAAUGUCAUGCUACGCGCUUAUCGGAGCCAGAUGUUGAUCAGUGUGAUUUUUCAUAUUUCAAAUGUGGCUCGCUAUAUCAGAAACUGUACCUUACAUGAUUUAAAGAGAUUAUUAUCAACAAGAAUAUAUUGCUAAAUCUAAGAUCCCGAGCUUCUGAUAUACUUCAUAUUUCAACAUAUAAGAACGUUAUCGAAAGGUGACCUGAUUGAAUUUAUAAUUAAUUUGAUAUAAUGAUAAGAGGAUUGAUGGCGAUCUCGAUAAUCCUUGGAUAAUCAUUAUCAUUACAGUAAACAUAAUUACACUUGUUACAUAAUAACGAUAAUAAACGAUACGUUAGCUGGACAAAAUAUGGAUACGAAAAUACAGUUUCGGGCACGUUACGAUACAAUUAUAUCUAAAGUUCUAAUGAAUGAGUAAAUGUUGAUGUCAGUUAUUUCAGAGUUAUUCUUCAUUACAAGGUAAUUAUACGUCGUACAAAUACUAGGCAGCAUAUCGUGAUGUUAAGAGGCAUAAAAGAGUCUGACCAAGUUUUAUGAACACAUCGAGCUAUCAACCGAUAUACGUAUAUCCAAUAGAAAUAAGUAAGGUGUAAAAGAAUAUAAUUAUAAUCACAGAUAAGAUUAUAAAUAAGCGAACUAAUAAUGAAAAUUUUUAGUUCAAUCGAUGUGUAUACUACGGUGACAAUAUCUCACACAAACGGUAUAAUUUUUUAUUAUUAUUGCGAA
Molecule: messenger RNA, 1259 nt
Organism: Trachymyrmex septentrionalis
Lineage: Eukaryota; Metazoa; Arthropoda; Insecta; Hymenoptera; Formicidae
Exons: 1
Source: RefSeq, a predicted model, not a curated record